Triticum urartu is the source of this 1295-nucleotide messenger RNA. Lineage: Eukaryota; Viridiplantae; Streptophyta; Magnoliopsida; Poales; Poaceae. The record is from RefSeq and is a predicted model, not a curated record.
UAACCUUCUUGUUGAGUUGCAAAGCUUGUACCAGAUCGAUCUAGUAUAACUCUGCGCGUAGCUCGUUUGAGUUCUGUUCGCUUAAGGGAGGGCGGUGAGCCGGUACCUUGAUCUUCUAGCUUGGCCAGCGCUGCAAGAGCCUACAGGAAAUAUGUCGGACGAAGCUCACUUAGUGGCGAUGCCAUCGGAGGAUGACCUGCCGCCUCGAGUUUCAUCGCUGUCGAAAGAAGCAGACAUAGUGGUAAAAUCGUCAGGAGAAGGCGUGCCGCUUCGAGAUCCGUCGCAGUCUCAGCAACAAGGGAUUACUGUUGACACUCAUAGUCCCCACAUAUCGAUUGAUGAACUGCUGAAAGUAAUAAAAGGAUCCAAUGGCAUGCCGGUGCUGUUCGUCCCCUCCAGCGGCGGCCGGCUAGCAGCAGUAGCCGUGGACGGUCUUCAGAAUCUGAUGCCUGCCAAUCGCGAGGGCAGCGUGUCUAAUGAAAAGGAGCAGAAUUUUCGUUCCUGGUUGAUGUUCCUCACAUCAUUGGUUGCCACCGUCACCUUCACAGCGGGGCUCACCCCACCCGGUGGUUUCUGGUCCGCGGACGACAAGGACAAGAAAUACCUUGCUGGUGACCCAAUCAUGGACACCAAAUCUCCCACAAGGUAUCGGACCUUUUACUAUAGCAACACACUCGCCUUCUUUACGUCCUUAACGAUCAUCGCGUCCCUCGCCAAGAACAGGAAUAGCAAGAGGAUCAUGACUAUUCCUUUCACACUCCUUGUAGUAUUUUGUUUUCUAAGCUUAGGUUCUGCCUAUGUCAGUGGCACGUGGAUCAAAGCCCAUGGCCCCUCACAGCUGAAGACUGUUGUUCUUGUACUUGCACUUAACAUUGUCUACAUGAUGUUGGAUCGGAUUCAGGAAAAGUGUCUAGUAUAAUCUAGCUUCGGGGAUCCCGGAAUCCGUCGCUUAAGAGCUUAAGAGGUCCGCUUACAGCUAUGAAUAAGUAAUGGCAAAGAUGAAGAUUUGCAGAAGAACCAAGAAGAAAAAUCCGUAACAGUCUGCGUGCAAACUUUAGUUAAGACCUCAUGGAGUCAAUGGUAAUUGUAGAGAACCCUGGUUUGUAUUUCUAACUCUGUGAGAACCUGGGUCGUUUAGGAUUUGUAGACUCCGGUUACAACUCAUUGUAAGAAUAGGUUUAGGUUUGCUUGGAUCGGCUGCCUUGGUUGUGUAUAUAUAAGCACAACCAAGCCGUAAGUUUUUGUAUCAUUGAGGCGAGAAAAUAGAAAAUAAAUAAAAAGAAAAGAGGGCACGA